GGGCGCCCUCUUCAAAGAGACGGGAGAAACCAGAAUAUUUUGCAGGGUAUUUAGAGAAAAACUGAGGACCUCCAUCUUCUUUGAUGUGCUUCUCACCAAAUGCAGACGUUUUUUUUUUCUGGUAACUCUGCUGGUUUCUUCCACUCAGGAAAGACAGGCAGGUUCCUGAUGCUGCUCUGCUACACCAGUGUGACAUUCCUGUGUCUCCAGUGUGGAAUGCAGAUCCCCUUCUCCUAUAUACCGAAAGACAUAAGCGGUAUUUGGGAGACCGUCCUCUAUCAUCUUGGCAUUGUGAGGUUCAGUGAUGUUGAUCCUGGAAAUAUUGUGCGGCUGUUAGCGCCAGACUUUGGCCUCUUGGUGUCUGGACUAUUCAUCUGGCGCAUGUGUAGACGGGUUCUGCGGCAGCCAGUGGUUCUGAGUGUCCAUGAAAACUGCAUCAUGCCCUCUGACCCUGAGACGGACGUGGAGUCCACUGAAUCUGAGACGGAGGAGGAUGAGAGUGAGGUGGGCUCCACGUGGGACAGCUCGGACGAGAGCAGAGACCAGGUAGCGUCCGCCCCCCCUGCGUUCGUGCAGAAACUGAUGGUCUUUGCCGCCGGGCUGAGGUUGCUGCUGUCCACGGUCAUGAACACGGCAGGAAAGGUGGUGGUGACAAUCCAGCUGGCAAUGGCAGGUAUUGCACUGCCCUCUCUGACAUCCACGGUAUAUUUUGGGACGUUUCUGACCCUGGUGUGGCUGUGGGCGUACGGCCGCCCACUCUCCCUGCUGGUGUUCAGUAGCCUCUGUGUGAUGAUGACCAUAUUCAGCGCUGGCCACAUCAUGAGCCUCUACCUUUACCAGUUGCCUUUGCCCCAAGAGUGGGUGGCUCCUCAGGACACCUAUGCCAGACUGUUUGGCAUGACGGCGUUCAUUCGGACCAAUGGAUCAGACCCACACAGCCUCCUGCUGCAGCCGGAUUUCUCAUGGCCAGUAGUCAUCAACGCUCUGGUCCUCCUGAUGCUCUACUACACCCUCGUGGCCCUGCUGCACAAGUGGGUCCACAUUGAUGCAGAGGACGCUGAAGAAGCUGACCAGUCUGCUAUGUGUGAGGUUCCUCCUAGUUUCUCAGAGGCUGUGUUACCAUCGCCUAUCAAACCAGAGGUAGUUAAUAUGGUGAUGCUCAACAGCUGGGAGAAGAACAGCAUCCCUUCACAGGACUCUCUGGUCUCAGACACCAUGUACCCAGAGUGCUUUGUACUUCCUGUGUAUCGACUGCAAGAAUAUCCAAGCUAUGGGUCAGAGGAGGUCAAGACGGAGGGAACAGAGGGGACUGAUGAAGAGAAUGAUGACGACUUAUUCAGUGUCUCCGAGGCAACAGCUCCAGCUGCUUCACCCAGUGGACUUGCUCUCUUUGGGAUCUUCAUCAUGAAACAGAGUUAUGUCAGCGCCCUCAUCAUCAUGAUGGUAUGGAGCAUCACCUACACCUCCUGGCUGGGGUUUGCCCUGCUGGUAUGGUCCUGUGUGAUCUGGAUGAUGAGGGACCGCCGCUACUACGCCAUGCUCAGUGCACCUUUCCUGGCUGUCUAUGGCACCACGCUUCUUGUGGCCAGCUUCAUCAGUGGCUUUAGGUUGAAGAGAGAAGAGCUUUUCCCCAGGGUGCCCAAAGCAGUGCUUAUUGACUUUGAUCUCUAUGGUUACGAGGCUCCGUGUGUUCACCUGAGUGUAAAGGUGAUGUAUACCUUCAGCUUCUGGUUGCUGCUGCGUCAACAGCUAAGGGAAAAAGAGGAAGACAGCAAGCUGAAGCAUAAAAGUGUGGAUGCUGAUGAGGGUCAAUCCUCUGGACUGGUGUCCAUUCUAGGAGGACUUGUGAAAGGAACGCUGGUCAAAUACUGGAUCUUCCUCUGCUGCUCAAUGUUCUUUGUGGUCAGUUUCUCUGGAAAGGUGGCCGUGUACAAGAUCCUCUAUAUUGGCCUCUUCCUUUUCUGCGUGGUACUUUAUCAGGUGCGCUACGAUUUGUGGAGGCGCGUACUGAAAUACUUCUGGGCAGUGGUGGUGGGCUACUCCAUGUUCGUGCUGAUCCUGAUCUACAUGUACCAGUUUAAGACCGUGUCUGGACUCUUCAGACAGGUCAUGGGAAUGUCAGAAGAGGGGCUGCGUGACCUGGGUCUGGAGCAGUACGACACCGUGGAGCUGUUUGCACGCAUCCUGCUGCCAGCCGUCUUCCUACUGGCCUGCAUCCUGCAGCUGCACUACUUCAACUCUGAUUUCCUCGCUCUCACUGACCUGGAGAACAUCUCUGUCCAGGAUAAAUCCGCCAGUGAGGAGGAACUGAGAGAGAAAGUGACGGUGAUUUCUGACACUUACACAUUAAAUAUUUUAUUAUUUUUAUUUUUUCAAAAAUUCAGGAUCAAGGAUAUUCUUGAAAACCUCCAACAGCGACUCAAAAAAGAACAAACAAGUGGAGGGAGUAAUGCCACCCUGGAUAAGGACAUGCUCUCCUCUACAGAGAAUAUAGAAGAGGAGACAGAUGAAGAAGAAGAGAUGCCUGUGAACACAUGGCUGUUGGUUGUGGAUCAUGCCAGUGUGCUCACCCUGCAGGCGAUUUAUCUCCUGCGUAAGACACAGGCCCUCUGCUGGCGGCUGCUGGAACUGCACAGCCUUAAACUCCUCUCCACUGGGAUCAUCUGGGUUAGCUUGCAGGAGGUGUCCUUGAUGAACUUUGUGUUCCUGGUGUUCUGGACACUCGCCCUGCCCUUUCCCCAGCUCCGGCAGCUGGCCUCCAGUGUGUCGUCCGUGUGGGCGUGCGUGAUGGUGGUGUGCAAGAUGAUGUAUCAGCUCAAAGUCAUCAAACCGCUGGAGUACUCCUCCAACUGCACCUCUGGGCUGGUAUCGGUUAAUGGCAGCUGGUCUGUCCCUAACUUGGAAGAGCUGCUGACCAAAUCCAUUUUGUAUGUGGAACCUGUGGACCCCGCUAUAUGGUGUGGGGCUCUACACAAGUGUGGAGAUCGUAUUCUGCCUUGUCUUCAGAACCACUUGCUGGUGCUGGGUUUGCUUGUGUUUGAUGUGACCAUCCACCGGCAUCAGCUUCACUACCGUCUCUCUAACGACCUAAAAGUCCCACCGGCAGGCACCAUCUUCCAGGGUAUCACUCGGCAGCACCUAGACCACGGCCUUCUACCCUGUCUGAAGUACUUUAUCAACUACUUCUUCUACAAGUUUGGCCUUGAGGUGUGUUUUGUGGUUGCUGUGAAUGUGAUCGGCCAAAGAAUGGACUUUUUUGCUCUGCUGCACUCGUUUGCUCUAAUACUGGUCCUGUCUCACCGAAGAAGGAAAUCUAUAGGAGAGGUGUGGCCUAAAUAUUGCUGCUUCACUGCCAGCCUCAUGAUACUGCAGUAUCUUCUGUGUGUGGGAUUCCCACCAGCGUUUUGCUUUGACUACCCUUGGAGGACAUCUGCAGGUGCUCUCACCUCCAACCUGAUCAAGUGGCUCUACCUUCCUGACUAUGCCAUGCAACCUGAUCCUGCCUUCAUCCUCUAUGACUACCUCCUCUUGCUGGUGGCCUCUCUGCAGUGGCAGGUGUUUGAGGAGGAGAACCGGGCUGCCGUGCGUCUGCUCGCUGGAGAGAACGUGGAGAUCAGCCGCACCCUGGACUCCUGCAGCCUCAACCAAUACACGCCCGUCAGCAACUUCCUCCAUUGCAGAUCUUACCUGGAUAUGGUGAAAGUGUUUGUGUUCAGCUACUUCUUCUGGCUGGUGCUGUGUCUCAUCUUCAUCACGGGGACAACACGGAUAAACGUGUUCUGUUUGGGCUACCUGCUGGCCUGCUUCUACUUCAUGCUGUUUGGAGGUUCCCUGUUGAUGCAGCCGGUCUGCUAUGUGCUUCGCCUGUGGGACUGGCUCAUUGCUUACACAUGCGUGGUCAUCUGCCUCAAGAACCUGCUGUCUCUCGGCUCUUGUGUGUACCUUGGCAGCCUGCUGAAAAAUGGCUGCUGGCUGAUCCAGGCCUUUAGCAUGUUUUGCACCAUUAAAGGCUAUGAUCUCCCUGCCCCAGAUGAUGAGUGUGAACUACCAGAAGGAGAAGCAGGGAUUGUAUGGGACGCAAUAUGUUUCACUGUCCUUCUGGUCCAGAGGAGAAUCUUCCAAAGUUACUAUUUCCUCUACGUGGUUUCUGACCUCAAAGCUUCUAAAAUCCUUGCCUCCAGGGGUGCUGAGCUUUUUGAAGCAAAAGUGAAGAAACGUGUGGCAGCCCGACUGGAGAUGGAGAAGAAAUCUGUGGAGGCCCUAAAGAAAGACAUGGAGAAAAUCAAAUCCAAACAGAAAAGUCGUCCACCGAAGGAGAUGUCAACAAACCUAGAACCCAAAGGGAAUCUCCAAGACAACGAUAGUGGGAAAUGGGCGAGACCUUGGGUUUCUCAACCUGGUGUUGGAGAUUCCUGUGGCUAUCAGCUGUUUGAGAGCGACAGUGAAGUAGAGGAGGAGGAGCCACAGGACCAGACAGAGGAGGACACACCUCCUAAGAAAAAGUCAGCUUUCCAGCUUGCAUAUAAGGUGUGGGUGGCUGGUGCAAAAUCUGCUCUGAAGGGCCACAAGAAAGAAGAGUCCAAUCUGAAGAGAGAGGAGAGGCGGCGAGCCCGAAGAGAACUACAGAAGCAGAAAGGACUGGAGAGAGUUGAGUCAAGUGAAGAUGAACUGGAGGAGGAUGAAGAGGAAGAGGAGGAAGCAGAGAACAUAUUCCAGCGGAUCAUCAGCUCCUUGACAUUAGUUUGGGUCUUCCUCCUGUCCCUCAUCGAUGACCUCACAGGAGGACUCCACUCUUUCUGUAAGGACAACCUGGACAUUUCUCGAGUCCUGAAUCAUGAGCGGGCCCUACUGAGCCAACAGCAAAAUAAGGGGAGGAAGGUGACGCACGAGAGCAUCAGGCAGUACUACCAGAACUGGAUGUCCCGCCAGAACACGCAGGCGUCGCUGGACCAGGAUGAGGAGCUGGGAUCUCCCGCCUCCUCUCCACCCCUGCCCCACUCACCCCGAGGGUACAAAAAACUCCAGAGUGUCGGCUCAAAAUUCUCCUGGGGUAGCAGCGUAUCCAGCUGUCUCACUGAUGACACAUUGCUGGGCUCUCGGCAGCCCACGCUGGAGGAUCUGGACGCGCCGCCUCCACCACCGAACACUGGUCUGGAGCUCCGCCGCAAGCUCCUCAAAUCAGCUCGCAUAGACCUGAGCUCUUUUGACAGCGACGAGCCUCCUCCAGCUGUUGUAGAUGGAGAGAGGAAUGCUAUUGAAGAGACUGAUGCUGUUGAAGAUGAUGGUGCUAUUGAAGAGAGUGAUGCUGUUGAAGAGAGUGAUGCUGUUGAAGAGGAUGGUGCUAUUGAAGAGAGUGAUGCUGUUGAAGAGACUGAUGCUGUUGAAGAUGAUGGUGCUAUUGAAGAGAGGAAUGCUAUUGAAGAGACUGAUGCUGUUGAAGAUGAUGGUGCUAUUGAAGAGAGUGAUGCUGUUGAAGAGAGUGAUGCUGUUGAAGAGAGUGAUGCUGUUGAAGAGGAUGGUGCUAUUGAAGAGAGUGAUGCUGUUGAAGAGAAGGAUGCUUCUGGAGAGAGUGAGGCUGUUGAAGGAAGUGAGACUGAAGAGGAGAUCGAUGAGGAACUUGAGGAGCAUGCACAAGAGACCGUGCAGUACCUGGAGUCGUGUGACAAAAAGUCAGAGGAGGACCCGGGUGAAGCCACCCCAGAGCCUGCUCCCCUGAGUGAACAGACACGAGCCCUGACAGCCAGUGAGCUGCUGCUUAAUGAUAUGUUCCAAAACCCAGAGAUUGAGGAGUCCGACAAGUUCUACCAAGUUCUCCCCCGGCCCCUGAGGUUGCUGUUCGCCCUCUACAACACUAUGGUGUCUCAGUCGGAGAUGCUGUGCUAUUUUGUCAUCAUCCUGAACCACAUGGUGUCGGCCGCAAUCUUUUCCCUGGUGCUGCCCAUCCUCAUCUUCCUCUGGGCCAUGAUGUCCGUCCCACGGCCCACCAAACGCUUCUGGAUGACCGCCAUCAUCUACACAGAGCUCAUCGUGUUGGUGAAGUAUUUUUUCCAGUUUGGUUUUUUUCCAUGGACUACAUCGGCUUACCGUGGCAUCAAUGCUGAUCGUCCAUUUGCAGUGCCCAACAUCGUUGGUGUGGAGAAGAAGGAUGGCUAUGUGUUAUUUGACCUGCUGCAACUUCUGGCACUUUUCUUCCAUCGUUCAAUUCUCAAGUGCCAUGGUUUAUGGGACAACAAAGAGGUGGAGAUGCCUGACUUCUUUAAGAAGAUGAAGAAGAAAACUGAAAAGAAAAAGAUGAAUGCAGGAGGAGGAGGAGGAGGAGGAGGAGGAGGAAGGGGGGGUGAAGAUGCCCUGGCCCCUCGGAGACGGCUACCCUUUCUGCCCCUGCAGGCGUCCACCACUUCCUCCUUGUUCAACAGAUUGGGGCGAAGCCAAAGCUCAGAGCAGCCAGAUGGUCAAAAGCCAAAGAAGCGCAAGUCUAAGAAGAAGAGGCAAGUUCCCAAAGUGCAGCUGACCCGCAAACAGAGGAUCCGUCAGCACAUCAGAGAGAGGGCUCUGGUGGUCAAAGCUGCCCUCAUUGAGGUUGGCCUACACAUCUACUUACCCAUCAGACAGUUCUUCUAUGACAUCAUCCAUCCUGAGUACAGUCCUGUGUGUGAUGUAUAUGCCCUGAUGUUCUUGAUUGAUGUCGUCAAUUUCAUAGUCAUCAUUUUUGGCUACGGGGCUUUUGGGAAACACAGUGCAGCAGCGGACAUCACAGAGUCAUUAUCAGAGGACCAGGUCCCAGAGGCCUUCUUGGUGAUGCUACUCAUCCAGUUUGGAACCAUGGUGGUGGAUCGGGCGCUGUACCUCCGCAAGACCCUUUUCGGAAAGUGUGUUUUCCAGGUUUUGCUGGUGUUUGGGAUCCACUUCUGGAUGUUCUUCAUCCUACCUGGAGUGACCGAACGGAGAUUCAAUAGUAACUUUGUUGCCCAGCUGUGGUAUUUUGUCAAGUGCAUCUACUUUGGCCUGUCUGCCUAUCAGAUCAAGUGUGGGUACCCGAACAGAGUUCUGGGGAACUUUCUCACUAAAAACUACAACUACCUAAACCUCUUCCUUUUCCAAGGGUUCCGGAUGGUUCCUUUCCUAACUGAGCUGCGUGCUGUAAUGGACUGGGUCUGGACAGACACGACCCUCAGCCUGUCCAGCUGGAUCUGUGUGGAGGACAUCUAUGCCAACAUCUUUAUCCUCAAGUGCUGGAGGGAGUCAGAGAAGAAAUAUCCACAUGUUCCUGGUCAGAAGAAGAAGAGCUUGGUGAAGUAUGGCAUGGGAGGAUUCGUCAUUUUUACUCUGAUCAGUAUAGUGUGGUUCCCUCUACUCUUCAUGUCAUUGGUGAAAUCUGUGGCUGGAGUCACCAAUCAGCCCUUAGGUGUCUCCAUUCAGCUCAGUAUUGCAGGAUAUGAGCCUCUGUUCUCCAUGACUGCCCAGGAACAGAAUUUAAUACCGUAUUCAGGAGCUGCUUAUAACCGACUGACCAACAAUUACGCCACUUAUCCGUCUGCAAUGCAGUUCUUGGUGGGCUACAUGCCUGAGGACAUUGUGGUGGCACAGAUAAAGAGUGAUGCUAGUCUCCAGUGGAGCAUCAGUCCAGCCAGUAGAGAUGCCAUGAUCCACGAGCUGAGCAACUCCACACAUAUUUACAUCACACUGCGUUGGAUGUUAUUACGGAAUGCCAGCCUUUCCAUGAAUGUUGAGACCGUGGGUGAAUAUACAGUCAAAUAUGAGGACAACAGUCUGAGAGAUGAGAUUGUCAAGAUGUUGAAAGGGAAUCACAGCAAUGUUGUGAUUAUAGAGUCUCUGCUGCCUAAAUAUAUACGAGGGCCCUCAGGACCAGAAGCAAAGAUGGCCAAUCGGCUGAAUGUAGAGCAUUCGGACGAUCCAGAUGACAUUCAGGACUAUGCUUUCUUCCGUCCCUUGGCUAUUAAACUUAAACAGAGUUCCGAGGGGUCACAGCCUGGGCCACAGUGGUGGGUAGUGGAGGAGUGUGCUCCAGCAUAUCCACCAAUGAAAUGCCACAGCAUUCAGCUGGUCAUCUUCAAUGACAAAGUCAGCCCUUCAAGUCUCAACUUUCUUGCAGGAUAUGGGAUCGUGGGUCUCUACAUGUCUGUCGUGCUUGUGAUUGGGAAGUUUGUGCGUGAGUUCUUCAAUGGCAUUUCUCGUUCCAUCAUGUUUGAAGAGCUGCCAUGUGUGGACCGUGUGCUCAAGCUUUGCACGGACAUCUUCGUUGUGCGUGAGACAGGAGAGAUGGAGCUGGAGGAGCAGCUGUUUGAGAAGCUCAUCUUCCUAUACCGCUCACCAGAGACUAUGAUCAAGAUGACCAGGGAAAAGAAAUACAACUAGCACAUUAUAACACUUUUUGUGUUAAAUGUUUUAUAAGCAUUUUUGUUUCCUGAGGUUGUUUACAAUAAUUACAACCAGAACCUCAGGGAGACCGUGAUGUCACAUCUCAGGCAAAGACAUUGUCUACCAGUCUGAUGACCAUAACUAAGUAUUGGGCAUUAACACUGAUUUGAUCCAUCAUAUCUGGUAAAGACAUGACCUUAUAUUUUUUUCCCCAGAUGAAAUGUCAUUUAGCUUAGUUCAAUAUAGCUACCACCUGUACUGCAAAGUGUCUUAUGAAAUGUUGACCUGCUGGAUGUAGGCUAAAACUGCAGUUGCAUGCAUAUCUGCCAAACCUUCACCUGCUACCUCACGAGCAGGUGUUCUUUACCUUGAAUGUGGAGAGGAGGGGGGUAUCUAUUUGUACAGAAAGCCUGAAACACAUUGUGGCCCUUUUUAUGUAAAUAAAAAUGAACUGAAAACUAGAUGUACGUAUGCCACAAUCCCAUAUGUAUUAUGGCUCUACUGAAGUAUCACCAUUAAACUUGAAGGUGAAGUUAAUUCAA
Alosa alosa (allis shad) is the source of this 8921-nucleotide messenger RNA. Its product is annotated as piezo-type mechanosensitive ion channel component 2. Bases 100 to 8376 code for a protein of 2758 amino acids. The transcript has 54 exons. Lineage: Eukaryota; Metazoa; Chordata; Actinopteri; Clupeiformes; Clupeidae. The record is from RefSeq and is a predicted model, not a curated record.